This is a messenger RNA of Chenopodium quinoa (quinoa), 1975 nucleotides long. RefSeq lists its product as uncharacterized. The coding region runs from base 182 to 1798 and encodes 538 amino acids. The record is from RefSeq and is a predicted model, not a curated record. The transcript has a single exon. NCBI's taxonomy places the organism in Eukaryota, Viridiplantae, Streptophyta, Magnoliopsida, Caryophyllales, Amaranthaceae.
GCUUGUGAUGAUACCUUAGAGCCUUAUUUUGCUAGGUGGCUAAAAUUAGUUCCAAGUUGGCAUAUCAUGCAUCACUCAUUCUUUCUAUAAAUCCAUGCAUGCAUACUACACUUCAUCGCUUACAGUCUUCCAUAUACCACUCUUCCCCUUCUCUCAACCAUAAACCUCAAUAUUCCCAAAUAUGGAUAUUUGGUCAUGGAUAUGUGACCUACCUAGUUCUCCCGAAUGGAGCAAUUCAAACUCGCAACUCUUUUACAACCUUGCUUCUUCUAGUAACACCACUAGAGAAAACUCAACUCGAUCAAUUCAACUAAAUGCUGAACGUUCAUCCGAGUUGAAAACUGAAGUAUGGAUAACGUUUUCUAUAUGUAUCCAAGGAUUUGAUCCUAACGAGUUGCCGUCGUCUCAUAAGACACUAUGGUUGUCCGACCCUUGUUCCCUUUCCUCUAAUAAGCCUUUUCUACCUCUUGUGCUCCAACUUGUCCAAGAAACAAUAAAUCGUGCACCUAUAACUUUUCAUGAUCACACCCACCAUGGAUCCCGAUUUGUUAAGGUAAAACUUUACCCAAUUGCAAGGAUCCUUGAGACGUAUACACCUGAAUCUUUUUCGUGUUUUUUCAAUCUAUUGUUAUUCACGCGCUUAUUUUGGCUAUGUGCGUGUGAUGCUCCUACCGAAGUUGGAUCUUUCUACUUCCAUUCUUUAUUGGGUCCAAACCUCGAGUUAUUGUCACGUGUUAAUCGCGUGCCAGUGUUGAAGGGGUUCAUGGGUGUUGUUGGUGCCGAUGUUGAGAUGUGCAUCUCACGCGCCUUUGGAUAUAUGCUAGCAAAGUGGUUGAUUACAAGAGAGAUGCGCGUGGGAUUGACAUCGUUACUACCUUUGCCUUCAAACCUUGGGCUUACUUAUGCUUCGGAAGCUUGUAGUCUUUGGUUGUUGAAAGGCUACUUGCCAAUAUGGGGGAUGAAGCGUACGUGCUCAAAUGAUGGGAAAGAAGGAUUCCUUUUUGUUGGGGCUAAGGAAUCGGCACUAAGGUAUGCUCUAGCACAUCAGCAGCUAGAGGCUCAUAUUCAGCUUGAAUAUGCAGUUAGAUUCUUUGAAGGCCAUAUCCAAGUUAGUGCACGUGUUGAUAACAUACGAGUCCACGUGGUAAAACUAGGGUUUAAUAAAAAUGAAGACGGUAACGAGGUGGAAUUUCGUGAAGAGUUGUAUUUCCCUUCAAGAAUUGAAUUUUGGGUUGGACCGGAGGUUGGGUCUGACUAUGUAACAAGUUUGAGUUUGGGAAAAUCAACCGUUAAUUCAGAAAGAGAAAUUGAGACACAGAAAUUAGUGAAAGGUAGUUUUGGUAAAAUGAAGAAUCCUAAGGUGAAAACUAUGUCAAGGACCUCAACAAAGAUGAAGAUGAAGAAUUGGAGAUGCGACCAAGAUGUUGAGGGAAACGCUGCAAUAUUUGAUGCAAUUUUUUACGACAACACAAAUGGAAUCGAAGUUUAUAGCACAAAGUUAAAUGGUGGUGCAUGUAUCAAUAACAAGCCUAAGGACGAUUUAGGGAAAAGGUAUUCAACAGUAAAUAGGCCUUUUAUGAAAUCUGGUGGCCUUGUUUUCACUGGAAAUGAGUAUGGAGAAGAGGUUAAGUGGAGAUUGAACAAAGAAAUGGAGGGUAGUGUGUUGAAGUGGGGAAUUGGGUGCAAAAUUUGGUUGACUUAUUGGCCAAGUGACGUGGAGAGUUCUUAUUAUGAAACUAGGUGCAUAGAAUGGAGUGAUGAGGUUGACUUGCCACUAAUUCCUACGAGCUGUAAUUAGAUUGUAUACAAGUAUAUGAUUAAUAAUGCCAUGUAGAAGUAAUCCAUGUAUUAUAUAGUUACAUGUCAUCUUAGUAACCGAAUGAAUGUAUGAUAAAUAAUUGUAAUUGUAAUUAAUUAUAGCUUAAUUAUUUGAUGUAUGGUUUAGAGGUACUAGCACUGCUACACGCUUAUUUUA